AUACCUACAAAAACGACUUAAGUAGUACUUUAAAUUAUUUUUACUUAAGUACUUUAUACCACUGGGCUUCAAGUGGCACUAUUAACACACUAGUUUAAAUUGCAUUAAUGUAUUAUUUUUUUAAAAACUCUCUCAUUUCACCCAGAAUGGAUACUAUGUUUUGUUGUGAUAACUGAAUCAUGUUAGAAAUGUAAUGAAAAAGAAUGAUCAUCUUAUCAACUAAAGGGGACAGGGUGUUCUGGCUGUUUUGUCUGUUCAUGCAUGCCCCUCCUCGUUUAGCGCUCAGCCAAUCAGCGCGCCGUCACGCUGAGGUACAGUAGUCGAGCCCUUUCUCUAAAGACAGCAAGUAAUAAAAUAACAACAUUACCAACUGGUUAACAUACUCACCAUCACAAAGCGGAUAGACCAUGUCAUACCUUACUUACACGAUUUUACUUGCACUGUUUCAUCAACAAAUUGCGUCAAAAGCGGUUCCUGCCACCGCUGAAAAUAAUGGAACAAGUGUUUCAAACUCAUCCGUGUCUGACUACUUUAUGUAUUUCGCUUAUGGAAGUAAUCUGCUGAAGGAAAGACUGCAGCUGAAGAAUCCAUCCGCGGCUUUUGUUACAACUGGCAGUUUGAAGGAUCAUGUGAUUCAAUUUGGAUACUGGAAGAAAGAGUUCAACAACACCAACUCUUGGCAUGGUGGUGUUGCUACUAUAGAAGAGUCCAAGGGAGAUGUGGUCUGGGGAGUGGUCUGGAAGAUGGACAAGGACAACCUCAUCAGUUUAGACAAGCAGGAAGGAGUGGGAAUAGGAUUCUACAGUCCACUAGACGUUACCAUUAACACAGACGAGGGAGAGGUCCUCUGUCGCACCUACCAGAUGAACAACUUCACAGUUCACCAGACCUCGCCUCCAUACAAACAGGUUGUUUGUCUUGGAGCAAAACAAAACGGCUUACCUCUGGAUUACAUUAAGAAGCUGGAGGCAGUGGAAACCAAUGGCUACAGCGGUCCGUCCAUUUUAGAUGACAUCACCGCGUUGAAACCUGCUGAUAAAGGAAAAAGCUUGUAGAUGGUACCAGAGGAAAGAAGAUGAAAGAGAAAUCACUUAAUGUAACAACCUUAGAGGGAAAUUGACAUAAGACUCAGUUGUCUAAGUUCAAAUGUCCAUGUUGUACUUUUGUGCAACAAUCAGCUUAAGUAAAAAUGCAUUAAGAGUAAAUAAAAAAAACUAAGUGGCACACUGGUAUAUAUUCCCAAAUGUUCUGUGUAAAAUGUGAGCCAGUCAUUUUAGAUGUGAUACCAAAUAAAUUGAAAAAUGAAUGACAA
Molecule: messenger RNA, 1312 nt
Organism: Oncorhynchus tshawytscha (Chinook salmon)
Lineage: Eukaryota; Metazoa; Chordata; Actinopteri; Salmoniformes; Salmonidae
Product: gamma-glutamylcyclotransferase a
Exons: 4
Coding region: 408-1055 (215 amino acids)
Molecular function (GO): gamma-glutamylcyclotransferase activity
Source: RefSeq, a predicted model, not a curated record